Messenger RNA from Hypomesus transpacificus, 6558 nucleotides. RefSeq names its product Ecm29 proteasome adaptor and scaffold (gene ecpas). Gene Ontology annotation, cellular component: cytoplasm; nucleus. NCBI's taxonomy places the organism in Eukaryota, Metazoa, Chordata, Actinopteri, Osmeriformes, Osmeridae. Gene Ontology annotation, biological process: proteasome assembly. The coding region runs from base 53 to 5587 and encodes 1844 amino acids. The record is from RefSeq and is a predicted model, not a curated record. Gene Ontology annotation, molecular function: molecular adaptor activity. The transcript is spliced from 49 exons.
GUGCCACUCCUGACUGGAAGUGAGAGCGACUCGCCCAUGACUUUCUUCAAACAUGGCUGCACAAGAUGAACUCAAUCAACUGGAACGAGUGUUCCUUCGCUUGGGCCAUGCAGAAACAGACGAGCAGUUACAGGACAUCAUAUCCAAGUUCUUGCCCCCUGUUCUUCUGAAAUUGUCCAGCGUUCAGGAGGGUGUGAGAAAAAAAGUGAUGGAGUUGCUCGUGCACUUGAACAAGAGGAUUAAGAGUAGGCCUAAGAUUCAACUUCCUGUGGAGACCCUGUUAGUGCAGUAUCAAGACCCUGCCGCUGCAUCCUUUGUUACGAACUUCACAAUCAUCUAUAUCAAGAUGGGCUAUCCUCGUUUGGAGGUGGGCAAACAGUGCGAGCUCGCCCCUACUCUGCUCACAGCGAUGGAGGGCAAACCACAGCCACAGCAGGACAGCCUGAUGCACCUCCUGAUCCCCACACUCUACCACAUGAAGUACCCCGCUGACCACUCCAAGAACACCUCUCCCUUCAUCCUGAUCGAGAAGCCGAAGACAGUGCAGCUGCUGCUGGAGUUCAUGCUUGACGUCCUACUCAUGCCUUACGGGUUUGUGUUGAACGAGCCUCCCACUCGCCCAGCUCCCUCCUCCCCCCAGGGGAGUGCUGUGGCGGCGGCAGCAGCCGGACAGGGCCUGCCCCAGCCCCCACCAGGCAUGAGCGUCUACGCCGCCAAGAGGGUCAUUGGGGAGGCCCAGUGGAGCGCCGAGCAGCUGGAGCAGUGUAAGCUGGGCAUCGUUAAGUUCAUCGAGGCAGAGCAGGUUCCCGAGGUGGAGACAGUGGUCCACCUGGUUGUCGCCUCAAGUGACACCCGCCACAGCGUUGCCACAGCAGCCGACCUGGAGUUGAAAAGCAAACAGAGCAUCAUUAACUGGGACAACCCCUUAAUUAUAAACAAGAUGUACAAGGUUUACCUUGGGGACAUUCCUCUCAAAACCAAGGGAGCCAGCUUGAAGAGAGAGCUGAAACAUGAGCCGGUCAGCACUAGAGUUAAGCUGAAGAUUCUACCACACCUUUUACGCUCGCGAUUAGCUGCAGAGUGCUUUCCAGCUAACAUCCAGGUUGUAUAUGACGGCCUGUUUGGAGUCAACACCAACAACAAACUGUUGUCCCUCACCCUUCAGUUUGUCCAUCACAUCUGUAUGGUGUGUCCUGAUACUAACAAGCCUCUUGGCCUGAUGUUGCUGAACGGGCUGACCAAGCUCAUCAACGAAUACAAGGAGGAUCCAAAGUUGCUGUGUGUAGCCUACUCCGCCGUGGGGAAGCUGUCCCACCGCAUGCCCCAGCUUUUCACUAAAGACAUUGCUUUGGUCCAGCAGUUCUUUGAGUCCAUGUGCAAAGAGGAAUCUGAUGUCCGCCUGGCCAUCCAGGAAGCUCUGUCUAUGAUGGUAGGAGCCUACACCAACCUCCAGGGGGCGCUUCUCAACCUGAUGGAGGCUCUGGUGGCUGCCUACAUGGGCAAGCCGGAGGUCCAGGUGCGUCAGGUGGCCAUGAAGUUUGCCUGCACGGUGUUCCCCCCUGAUCACGUGCUGUCCAGAUACCUGCUCCUAUUGGCCGCUGGAGACCCGAGAGAGGAGGUGUGUGGGGAGGCCCAGAAGGUGCUGAGGGCUUUUCCUACCAAGGGUUCUGAGAAGGAGGGAUCCAAACCCAUGCCCUCCUUCCCUGAUAUGGUCAGCUACGUCCAGGAGAAGGCUUCUCAGAGGAUGAGGACCCCAGCUAAGUACAUCAUUGGAACCAACACCCUGCCCUUCAACCCAUCAGCAUUCGGAGAGAUUGUGCUGUACCUGAGGAUGUGUCUGGCAUACAGCGCCGGGGCAACACCUGUCUCUAAAAGCCUGGCAGACAUGCAGGAUGACGCGCCCGCCAUUGGUUGCUAUAUUAACACCCUCCUGACCUCUGACCCCCAACCCUCCUCCUUGGGGUCAAAGGGCAGCGAUGCCAACCCUGUCCACAUCUACAUGGACCUCCUGCAACAGCUGCUCUCAGCAAUUGGAGGAGUCCCAGUAAUGUACUGUCUACUGGAGGUGGUGUCAGUCUGCCCUCAAAAACUGGCUCCAAAAUUCAUUGACAAGAUUGACUGGAUUAAAAGUCUAAUGAACACCAACAAGGAGGACAUGAGGGAGCUAGCUGCACAGCUGUAUGCUGUGGUGGUGUCCACCAUGUCGGGCAACGAGCUCAAGACCGCGGUCCAAAACCUCAUCAAGAUUACGAAAGACAACCACAGCCCGGAGACCCAGCACGGUGCCAUUAUGGCUCUGGGCUACAUGGUGGGCAGGUACAUGAGCAAGAGGAAGACCUUCACCUCCGGAGACUCUGCCCACAACCGAGAGCUGCGCAUGAACGCCAACCCCGAGGAGGACGAGGAGCUCGUUGCCAUGGCAACCAAGACCAUCGGCUCCUUCCUGGACAGCGGGACAGCUUUGCUCCCAGUGGCGGCGUGCACAGCGCUGGGGGAGAUCGGUCGUAACGGGACCCUUCUGAUCCCGGCGGACGGCGAGGGCUUCACCAAGCUCAGCAUGGUGGACAACCUGCUGGCUCGCAUCCCGUCCGGCAAGGAGACCACCAAGAUGAAGGAGAGGGCUAUCCAGACCCUGGGCUACCUGCCGGUGGGAGACAGAGACUUCCCCCACCAGAAGAAGCUGCUGCAAGGCCUCAUGGACUCUGUGGAGGCUAAGCAGGUGGAGCUGCAGUUCACCGUAGGGGAGGCCAUCACCAGUGCAGCUAUAGGAACCUGCUCAGGAGCUGCCCGAGACCCCUGGACCUGCACCGAGGAGCAGUACAGCCCCCCCGACAAUGUGAAGAGCAACGACGUGGUGCCCUGGGUCCUAAACGCCAUCCUCUCCAAGUACAUCCCCAGUCAAAACCCUCACGUCCGGCAGGCUGCCUGCAUAUGGCUCCUGUCGUUGGUCAAGAAGCUGAGCCAGCACAAGGAGAUCAAGUGUCACCUGAAGGAGAUUCAGGCGGCCUUCAUCUCAAUCCUCUCAGACCCUGACGACCUGAGUCAGGACGUGGCAUCCAAGGGGCUGGGUCUCGUCUACGAGAUGGGUGGGGAGGGAGACCAGCAGGAGCUGGUGUCCACCCUGGUGGAGACACUCAUGACAGGCAAAAGGGUGAAGCACGCUGUGUCAGGUGAUACUGAGGUGUUUCAGGGCGAGGCUCUGGGAAAGGCUCCUGAUGGCCAAGGACUGUCCACCUACAAAGAGCUGUGCUCGUUGGCCAGCGACCUGAACCAACCAGAUCUGGUCUACAAGUUCAUGAACCUGGCCAAUCACCAUGCCAUGUGGAACUCUCGCAAGGGAGCAGCGUUUGGGUUCAACAUCAUCGCAACCAAGGCAGGUGAGCAGCUCACCCCCUACCUGCCACAGCUGAUCCCACGCCUCUACCGUUACCAGUUCGACCCCAACAUGGGCAUCCGCCAGGCCAUGACCAGCAUCUGGGACGCCCUGGUGACCGACAAGACCAUGGUGGACAAGUACUUGAAGGAGAUUCUGCAGGACGUCAUCUCUAACCUGACGAGUAACACCUGGAGGGUCCGUGAAUCCAGCUGCUUGGCCCUGAACGAUCUGAUUCGCGGGCGGCAGGCCGAUGACCUCAUCGACCACCUGUCAGAGAUCUGGGAGACGCUAUUCAGGGUCCUGGAUGACAUCAAGGAAUCUGUACGCAAGGCUGCUGACCUGACCCUGAAAACACUCAGCAAGGUGUGUACUCGUAUGUGUGAGUCUACGGGAGCAGCAGCUCAGAGGACGGUGGCCGUGCUGCUCCCCACCCUGCUGGACAAGGGCAUCGUCAGCAACGUGGCCGAGGUCCGCGCGCUCAGUAUCCAGACCCUGGUGAAGGUGAGCAAGACAGCGGGGGCCAGGUUGAAGCCCCACGCCCCGCGCCUCAUCCCCGCCCUGCUGGAGGCCCUCAGCACCCUGGAGCCCCAGGUCCUCAACUACCUCAGCCUCCGAGCCACCGAGCAGGAGAAGAGUGCCAUGGAUGCAGCCAGACUCAGUGCUGCCAAGUCAUCUCCCAUGAUGGAGACCAUCAAUAUGUGUCUCCAGCACCUAGACGUGUCUGUCCUAGGGGAGCUGGUGCCCAGGCUGUGUGACCUGCUCAAGAGUGGAGUGGGACUGGGCACUAAGGGGGGCUGUGCCAGUGUGAUCGUGUCCCUCACAGUGCAGUGUCCGCAGGAUCUCACCCCGUACUCAGGUAAACUGAUGAGCUCCCUGCUGAACGGCAUCCAUGACCGAAGCAGCGUGGUGCAGAAGGCCUUCGCCUUCGCUCUGGGUCACCUCGUCAGGACAGCGAAGGACAGCAGUGUAGAGAAACUACUGCUGAAGCUCAACACCUGGUACCUGGAGAAAGAAGAGCCCGUGUACAAGUCGUCGUGCGCGCUCACCGUGCACGCCAUCAGCCACUACAGCCCGGACGUGCUGAAGGCUCACGCCAGCGUGGCCCUCCCCCUGGCCUUCCUGGGCAUGCACCAGGCGCCGGGCAGCGAGGAGGAGAAGGGAGAGAACCACGACGCAGGCCUCUGGGCCGAGGUGUGGCAGGACCACGUCCCCGGAAGCUUUGGGGGCAUCCGCCUGUACAUGACUGAACUGAUCACCAUCACCCAGAAGGCCCUGCAGUCCCAGUCGUGGAAGAUGAAGGCACAGGGUGCCGCCGCCAUGGCGUCCAUUGCCAAGGAGCAGACGGGUUCGCUAGUGGCACCACACCUGGGCAUGGUGCUCAGCGCACUGCUGCAGGGGCUGGCCGGACGCACCUGGGCCGGCAAGGAGGAGUUGUUAAAAGCCAUCGGCUCUGUGGUGUCUAAGUGCAGUGUGGAGCUGCAGAAGCCUUCCCCGGGCCAGCCCAGCAUCCCUGAGGUGGUGGAGCUGGUGAUAAAGGAGUGCAAGAAGGAGAGCCUGGUCUACAAGAUGGCCGCCCUGCGUUGCGCUGGCGACGUGUUGCAGAGCACCAAGCAAGACCGCUUCAGCGACAUGGCCGACAUCCUCAUUCCCCUCAUCAGAAAGAACUGCCCAGAGAGUGCUUCUUCACAGUCGCGGGCCGACGACGACGACCACGACGCCAAGGAGAGGGAGCUGCAGACGGAGGCUCUGCUGUGUGCCUUCGACACGCUGGGGAAGAGCUGGCCACGGGAGCCGCAAACCCAGGGGCGUUUCCAGUGGGACCUGUGCUGUCUGAUGUGUGAGAAGCUCAAGCUGAGCACCUGGAGGGUCCAGCUGGGCGUCCUGCAGUCCAUGAAGGUCUUCAUCCAGGGGUUACUGCUCCUGGAGAAGGGCCACCAGGACUUCAACGCCCUGUCCCAGAUUGUGACCGAGACCUGCUCUGCUCUCACACACCCACUAGAAAACAAGGCCUACUCGUCUGUGAGGACAGAAGCCUUGUCUGUCGUUGAACUCCUCGUCAAGAGAACAGGAGAGAGCGAGCAGUGGGAGUGUGUGUCGGGGAAGAGUCGGGACCAGCUCCAGCGAUCUCUCUCCACCAUGCAGACAGACAGCAGACCAGACCUGAGGGACAAGGCCCAGGAGCUACGCAGACACAUCCAGAGCCAGCCCUAGUCUCUCGCUUGCUCUCUCUCUCUCACAAACACACACUCUUAAUCAAAGUCGACAGUAAACAAACACACAGUCAAACAAUACAAACACAUACUGUCCCACAUUAUGUCCAGACCAAAGCCUAAAUUAGACAUAUCCUGUUUCUGAGCACCCGGACUUGUGUGUUUGGAUGUGUGCUCGCGUGUUUGUUUGGGUGUGACAAGGAGAAGAUGGGGGUGAAAAAUUGUACUGUGUCAAAAGACAAGACGCUUUGGUUCGUUUCAUGAACGGACAUUAAGAUUGAAUGAAUGCCAUAUUAAUGGGUGUGGUGGGUCUGGAAACACUGUAUCAUUAACUGUGCAAGCAGGGCUUUUCUCUACUGAUGCAGCCAGCUUCCCCUAGUGUGGAACACAGAGGGGGGGCCAGCCCAUGCAAGUGCUUAACUGAAGGCUCGGGGGGGUGACUGCCUACCGUGUGGCAAAAGGUCCACCUGCUUGUGUUCCUGUCCAGUGUUUCUAUCUAGCAUUGGCCACUGUCGGAAUAUGUGCAUUAAGCAUCUUUGAUUCCUUCUUCUGGUAAUAGUUUAGGGUUAGGAGGUGUAGGACACCUUUUCAGAUCGUGUUUUUACCUGAAGGGGACAAAGGAAAGGAUGUGUCUUUUAGGCGGGGCCCAUCGAAUGUUUUGCCUGCUGGCUGUUUUAGCACCGUGCCAGACCAGAAACCUCCUCACCUCCAACAGCUUGCUAACCCCUGAGUUGACAUCUCCUGCCUUUAAAGGGACACAACCUUUUCUGUGUUUGACCUGAAACCGGUAUUGUCUUCCCCUGUUUGCAUGUGUAGAAGGUGUUUAAAAAUAUUUUUUCAGAAUCCUUAAAAUAAAAAACUACCAAACCCAGCGAGAACUUUGGUGCCAGAGGGUGGCUUAAUGUAUUCUGCUGUGUGAGUUGCCUCCCCCCUCCUGCCCCCUCAUGAAAUAAAACUACCUUGUGAACUUUG